AUGUACUCCAUCCUCCUCCUCGGCGCAACAGGGUAUACCGGCACCCUCUGCGCCAAAUUCAUUGCCCAGCACUACCCUACGAACAUCCGCUGGUGCAUCGGCGGCCGCUCAGAACAAAGACUCAAGGCGUUGGCGAGGGGAUUGAGAGAGUUGUAUCCGGAUAGGCUGCAGCCCGAAAUUGAACUCGUUGAACUCACCAAAGAGAGCAUCGAAUCGGUUACCCGGAAGGCAAAGGUCGUGGUCAAUGGCGUCGGACCGUUCCAUAGGUUUUCCACGCCGAUUGUGCAGGCUUGUGCGCGGGCAGGCACACAUUAUCUCGAUUUCUCGACCGAGACGUUAUGGAUUGCGGAGUUGAUUGAGAGGUACGAGGAUGUUGCGAGGGAGAGCGGGGCUAUUAUAAUACCAGGGAUCUCACCGGCCGCACCGGCCGAUCUCCUUGCGUGGCUGAUCACAAAAACGACGAGGGAGACGCACUCCUGGGGACCGGGCGAGAUUGUAUCGUCUGGGAAGCUUAGCAUCAAAGCAAUGACCCCGGGCUCCCUGGCCACCGUUCUCGACAGUCUCACGACCUGGGGUGCAUCCUGGUACCUGUCCGGAAACUCGGGCUCCUGGGUGCUCACUUCCCGGAAGCAACCGCCGCGGCUGGUCCCUAAAUCACCACUUCUGUCUCGAGCGCUUGGCUACUGUCUUCAUCCCGUUCUGGGGCCUCUGACAACAUCCUUCGCGGGCCCCGGGAAUGCCUCGGUUGUACACCGCAGCGCAGCCCAGAACCCUGGGCUUUAUGGUGAUGAUUUCCAGUACAAGGAGUACCUUCCUGCUACGGGGAUGUGGAAUGCGAUCUUCAUACAUUGUGCUACAAAAGUCACCAUACUAUUGCUCUGGAUACCGUUUGUGAGGGGCUUAGUACGGAAGCUCCUGACUAUGAACGCGGGUGAUUUGCCUGAUCAAGAGGUGUUGAGGGGGGCUGAGCGUGCGGAGUACCGGGCUGUAGGUGGGGCUGGGGGUCGAAUAGGGACUGAAAAAAGAGUUAUUGAAGCUUCGUUGCUGCGGGAAGGGGCAUUGUAUGAGUUCACAGCGUUGCUAACCUGUGUUGGGGCGAGGGUCUUGUUAGAGAGGGGGAGCAAGGAGAGCGGAGGAGAGCGGGCUGGGAAGGGCGGAUUCUUUACGCCGAGUUUCCUAGGCAUGGAGUAUGUGGAUGGGCUAAGAGAUGCUGGCGUUGAGAUUGAAGUGAGGUCUGCGGAUGGCAACGCUUACUAG
This is a messenger RNA of Aspergillus aculeatinus CBS 121060, 1257 nucleotides long. RefSeq lists its product as uncharacterized. Gene Ontology annotation, biological process: glycolipid biosynthetic process. Gene Ontology annotation, cellular component: mitochondrion; lipid droplet; plasma membrane. Bases 1 to 1257 code for a protein of 418 amino acids. Lineage: Eukaryota; Fungi; Ascomycota; Eurotiomycetes; Eurotiales; Aspergillaceae. The record is from RefSeq and is a predicted model, not a curated record. The transcript has 3 exons.